Messenger RNA from Nematolebias whitei (Rio pearlfish), 1284 nucleotides. It is a transcript of the gene adgrg4a, whose product is annotated as adhesion G protein-coupled receptor G4a. The record is from RefSeq and is a predicted model, not a curated record. Lineage: Eukaryota; Metazoa; Chordata; Actinopteri; Cyprinodontiformes; Rivulidae. The transcript has 13 exons. Bases 1 to 1284 code for a protein of 427 amino acids.
AUGGUAAGACGUUUCAGCUGUGCGGUCGACGUUAACGUGAACCCUGCUACUGAUGUAAAAACGGUUCAGGCAGAAGUGACGACAUUACUCAGUUUGACUUUCUCUCACAACUUCCUCACUAUCACAGUUUUCACCAGCAGCAUCGUCAUACUUCCUGUGGAAGUUCUUCCAAGAACAACAGAACCUCCAACAACCAACAGCACCAAUUUGUUUCCACCAAAAACAACUCCUGCUGACGCAUCAACGACCAAGAAACCAGAUCUCACUUUAGCUGUCGUCGAUUCAGAUCAAUUCUUCAGAGUUAAUUUGACUUUAAGUAUGACAGGGAGCCCUGCAAGUCCAAGUAUUGUCAUUGAGAGAUGGUUGAAAGAAGAGCUUCAGGUGAACAGGACAAUGAUUGUCCUGAAUGUCAUCAUAAAAGAAAAUGUCGACAGUAAGUUAGACAUUGAAACGGACACGACCCACUGGGCUGAUCCUGAUAUGACAAACUGCCACCAGCUUUUAACAAUAUCAGACCUCAUCAACAUCACCGUCACCCCUGGUAAUGCAGCUGAGGUUGUGGACAUGAUCCAGGAGCUGGUAGAUGUUCAAUUAGGGAACAGUUCCCAGCUGUCUCAUUCCGAGCUGGGAUCAGUGGUGGAGAAGCUCAGUGAAGUGGUUGAUGUAAGCCCCAUCGAGCCCGACAUUGGAGGGGAUAUUGUUAAUAUCGUGGCCAAUAUCCUGCUCUCUGAAACCGAUGUCACACCAGUGGCUAACAGUGUUCUUGAUCUGACGGACCGGAUGGGGAACAGCAUGGAGUUCCAGGGUGAAAUUGCAAAUAUAAAAGCUCCAGCCCUCGCCCUUUCCAUGAUUGAUGUCGAUCCAGAUGAAUUCAGUGGCCUCACCUUUGGAGUUUCUCUAACAGCCACAAUGAACCCCGAGGUUUUUGUCAACCAGAGUUUUGUGAACAAACCAUUCCCUGAGACAAACGCCACCAUCUCUCUGCCCCCUGAACUCAAUCACUUUUUACCCACUGGAGAAAAAAACACCACACGAGUCCAGUUUCAGUUUUAUGGAACUCCUGACCUUUUUCAGGACUCAUUUAUAGUCAAUGCAACACAAAGGAACUGGACAUUAAACUCUUGUAUAGUCUCUGCCAGCAUCAACAACAGCCAAGUCAUCAACCUGGAGAAACGAGUGGUGGUGACCCUCAACCAUGCAAAUCCCAAACAGCCAGAAGACAAGGUCCAGUGCAUGUUUUGGGAUUUCCAGAAGUAUGGAUGUAUCACGGACUUCUAUCAGUAA